Molecule: messenger RNA, 1842 nt
Organism: Hippoglossus stenolepis (Pacific halibut)
Lineage: Eukaryota; Metazoa; Chordata; Actinopteri; Pleuronectiformes; Pleuronectidae
Gene: cnih1
Product: cornichon family AMPA receptor auxiliary protein 1
Exons: 6
Coding region: 79-561 (160 amino acids)
Biological process (GO): vesicle-mediated transport
Source: RefSeq, a predicted model, not a curated record
GAGAGCGAAGAAGAAGAAGACUGCGGGAUCUGCCUGCAUCAUCAGGAAACUCACAGAGCCGGACGGGAGACAGAAAAGAUGGCGUUCACAUUCGCGGCCUUUUGCUACAUGCUCGCCCUGCUGCUCACGGCGGCGCUUAUCUUCUUCGCUAUCUGGCACAUUAUAGCUUUUGACGAGCUGAAGACCGACUACAAGAAUCCUAUAGAUCAGUGCAACACUUUAAAUCCGACAGUUGAAAAGGUCAAAAAGAUUAAAAGAGUCAAAAUUGCAUUAAAGCUGGUUCUUCCAGAGUAUCUCAUCCACUUCUUCUUCUGUGUGAUGUUCUUCUGUGCGGCCGAGUGGCUCACCCUCUGUCUCAACCUGCCGCUGCUGGCUUAUCAUGUCUGGAGGUAUAUGAGCAGACCCGUGAUGAGCUGCCCAGGACUCUACGACCCAACAACCAUCAUGAACGCUGACAUCCUGGCGUACUGUCAAAAAGAAGGCUGGUGCAAACUGGCUUUCUAUCUCCUGUCAUUCUUCUACUAUCUCUAUGGGAUGAUCUAUGUGCUGGUGAGCUCUUAAACCGGACGAUGAAGGACAAGGACCUGCAUGUACAGUAGACGACCAGACACUAUGAACUUAGUGCUGCAACACUGGACCUGCUGGAGAUCCCCCCGCUCAGCCAUACAAGGCGCCAUUUCAAGCUGACGAACUCUCCAACCUCCCCACACACAGCGCAGAGUGUCAUUUCGGAAACAUUUAGCCCGUCUUAAGGGAAAAUCAUGGUCGAGGCGUUCUUUUCAUAGCAUUACAGUUUAAAAUUUUAUAGAAAAUAAGGACAAAACCUCAUCUACGGACAAGUUUUCUUUUUUUUUUUUUCUUUUAAGGGUGUGGUGAUUUUUUUUUGAUACUUGGGAUUUAAAUAAAGUUUUGUUUUCAUCUUGGUUCCCAGGUGAGAAUCUGAGCUGCAUUUGCUUUUUUCUGCCGAUUUACAUUCGGAGCUUUUAACAGCUAAUUUCCGCCACGUGAUUUCAUUGCCAUCGCUAAAACAGCAAAGUGCAAACCGGACUCCUGCUCACAGAUGGAUAUGGUCUUGAAAUGAACAUGAAGGUACAGAUAUGUACAGCGAGGGCUGACGUGCAUUGGGUUAUCACUUAGAGAAACGUGUUGCACGGGGACAAUCGUCGUCUGGUUGUCACUACAUCUGAUGAAUAGCUUCCAUGUUUCAGACCCAUCUAUCACGUUGAAUCAUGUAAUCCCCGCUGAAAGUAUCGGUGAUAUGUUUUAAGUGUGAAUCCAGAGUAGAAAGCAACGUGUGUGUGUGCGACCUGUGUUUGUGUAGAAUCACCCCCCCCUCCCCACAGCUGUGGAUAAAUUUAAAAAAGGUCGACUCAACAGUACCAGAAUGUUCUCAACAUUUUGAUUCUCUUGCUUUCUGCAUUGGAGUUUCUCUGAAUCUGCUCCUGUGCCACUGUUGAAUGGACCUUUUUCAAAUUCCUCUGCUGUUCUCGUCUUUGUGAGUCUUGUUAAUUUCAACACCGAAUACUCCAGUGUUAGGAACGCCAACUUUUAUUUAUUCAGUGUUUUUCCUUUUGUCUCCAGGAUAUCAAACACUCCUCGGUGUUGCUCAUGUCAGGAAUCAAGAAUCUGGAAAGUAAUCUCCUUUUAGAGUCGAGGCCGAUAGACUUCAUUUUUCAGAAAUACAGUAUUUAUUGCCAUUUUUAAAUGUGUAAAUUUAUCAGGGAAAGGGAUAAAGAUCAUUUGUCACAAUAAUGUUUUUAUGUAUUAGAUCCCAUUUGUGUCGCAUCUAGGAAAUGACAACUUGAGUUUAUUUGAAUCUAAAUAAAUUCAUCCCACUCUUUA